This is a messenger RNA of Vicugna pacos (alpaca), 6354 nucleotides long. The record is from RefSeq and is a predicted model, not a curated record. NCBI's taxonomy places the organism in Eukaryota, Metazoa, Chordata, Mammalia, Artiodactyla, Camelidae.
CCGAGGCUGUAAAAUAGAAACAUAACAGAAGUGAUCUUUCUUUUGAAACUCUCUGAAAAAGGAAGCCACCACUGUUCUGUUAAUCAUGGGGGCCCCCAGCGCAUGGAACCGCGUUUGGCACAUUGUAGGUUCUGCAAGAAAUAGCUGCUGAAGAGAACAGAGGGAGGCAGGAGGAAGAGGCAGGAGGAAGGGAGGGAGAGAAGAAAUUAAUUUUUAAUUAUGUGAGAGGCUGGUUUGCGCAAAUUUGAAAACCGCCGAGCAUUAACUAAAAUGUCAUUUCAAAAUACCUAAACCUGGCUGUUAAGGAAACACAGAGAAAAUUUUGAUCAGAAACAGAUAGCGAUUCUCAAAAAUAGAAAAACAAAAAACCACACUGUGGCUGCUACCCCCCUCCAAAGUUAAUUAAGUGUGGCGGUAAGAGCCAUCCUGUUUGGGCUAUUUAUGUAAUGAAAAGAUCGUCUGAAAAGAAACCCCAGUGGCCCAGUCCGCUAGGCUAGGUGGCUGAGCCAGCUGGAGUGGCAGAAGGUGACCAGGAGCCGUGAUCCCUGCACCAACAGACUGGUUAUGAUUAAAUGAUGCUUCUCAUAUUCAGAUUGCAAAACCGCUCCAGGCAAGAGUCUGGGAGAGGCUUAAAUUAUGUCACACGGCAACGAGCUUGUUUCUGAGAGAGUUUCCGCUGUCGACUUGAUUUUCUGCACACUCCCAGAUCCCAGGAGGUGGCCUGCUGGCUGCUCUCUGGAAAACCAGGAUCAGCUUGAGAGCAAGGGUCCGGGAAUCAAGCAGGCCCUUCCCUGGUUUUGCAUCAAUUAGAAUCGUAGCUCAUCACCGCUAGGAGGGGAUUAAACCUUCUGCUGAAGUGAUGUCCGCAGCGGGACAAGAAGGAGGAAGAAAGAGAGGGCAGUUGGAGAGAAGGAACUAGAAACCACGCAAAUACUUGUGAUGGGGUGAUGAUGGACUAGUGUACAGCCAUUAGAAAGGUGGAGUGAGGAGGGAGGGCGUAGCUGAAGAGGUAGGGCACGUGCUUAGCAUGCAUGAGGUCCUGGGUUCAAUUCCCUGUACCUCCAUCAAAAUAAAUAAAUUAGUAAAAAAAAAAAACUUAAUUACCUCCCCCACAAAAAAAUAUUUUAAAAGAAAGAUAGAGUGAGUUCUGUACCAGCUGACCUGAAAAGUGAGGUUCACAGAGAUGUCUGAGGCAGAUGUGGGGUGGGGCUGCAGUUGGCAAACUAUGAUAGCAGGCUAAAUCUGGUGUCCUCUCCCUGGCUUCCUGCAGCCCGCGAGCUAAGAAUAGCUUUUACAUUUUUAGCUCAGAAAUGGUUUUAAAGAGUUUGGGGGGAAAAUUCCAAAGAAGGAGACUAUGUUAUGACACGUGGAAACGUUGUGAAAUUCCCGUUUCAGCAGCCGUGGUCUGUCUUCCUGGCACACGGCCACCGUCACUCAUCCGCCCGUUGUCCUGUGGAGGUGUCCUCACGCUGAACGACAGAGCUGAGUCGUGGCCACAGAGACCGGGCUUGGAACGCCAAGCAGAAAAUAUCCUCUACUUGGCCCCUCCCUGAAAAAGUCUUUCAGUUCCUGGUUUAGCGUGUGAUGACAUUCUGUGACACAGCAGUGUGAGAUGCUGUUCCCCGCGCUUUGCCAGAGGAAAUGUAUUGCCUUUGCUUAUUUUUCAUUCAUUUUAUCGUUUAUUCAUCAGACGCUUAGUGCCUACCUGCAGGGCCGGGCACUGGGACCCAGCAGGGGACAAGCAGAGGCGGAGCUUACAGUCUGUGUCCUUUCCCCUCUCUUCCUCCCGCUAGGAACCCUGAUGGCCUUGGUCCCUUCUAAGGAGAGGUGCGGGACUGGCUCCAUGCCUGCUGGUGUCUUGCAGGGAGGUCAAGGUCCAGAAGGGUUCGUCGUGAAUCGGGCCACACUCUCAGUUUGGUUUCCGGAUGCUCAAUACUCAAUCUUUGCAUUUCCAGCGCGUGCUCCCCAGCGCAUCCCACAGGGAGAGGCAGGAGUGCUCGACCCCCGUCAUGCGGACGGGAGCAGCUGUCUGCGAUGGAGAAGGCUGCAGCCCCGUCUCCACCUGACGCCUCCCGCGUAAGGCCAAAGCCACCUUCAGACUCAUGCCCCAGUGCCUCAGUCUCUAUGCAAAACCUGGACAGUGGAAAUCAGCUCCAGUCCCGGGAGGAAGCCAGCUCUGCAGGGGCCGAUGUGAGGAAUGGGGUUUGAACCAGGAACUUCGCUUCAGAGACUAGCUUUCCUUCUUCAUUCAUUCUCAUGCCUACCACCUCCUCACAGACUGCUUUAUUAAUUUCUAGGAAAACAGCACCCAGGUCAGUCAUUGUAGCCUCCCCACAUUUGGACACUCCUUUUGGCUCUUUUGGGCAGCCUGGAGCCCAGUGGUGACAUAACUGACACGUUGGGGACCUGCAGAAGGAGCAGCCCCGGGGCCGAGGGCAGGGGGAGGAGCCAUAGGGCCCCAGCAUGGCGUCCAACAGCACGGACCCCUCCUCCUGUCUGAACCAUACCGCGUUCAGGGUCACCGUCAGCUUGGUCCUCACCGCCCUCAUCCUCAUCACCAUCGCCGGCAACGUGGUCGUCUGCCUGGCGGUGGGCUUGACCCGGCGGCUGCGGAGUCUCACCAACUGCUUCAUCGUGUCCCUGGCCAUCACUGACCUGCUCCUCGGCCUGCUGGUGCUGCCCUUCUCGGCCUUCCACGAGCUGUCGUGCCAGUGGGGCUUCGGCGAGGCCUUCUGCAAUAUCUACACCAGCCUGGACGUCAUGCUCUGCACGGCCUCCAUCCUCAACCUCUUCAUGAUCAGCCUGGACCGGUACUGCGCCGUCACGGACCCCCUGCGCUACCCCGUGCUGGUGACCCCUUUCCGGGUCGCCAUCUCCCUGGUCUUAAUUUGGGUCAUCUCCAUCACACUGUCCUUCCUGUCUAUCCACCUGGGGUGGAACAGCAGGGCGGAGACCAACAACACCAAUCACACCGUCUCCAAGUGCAAAGUCCAGGUCAACUUGGUGUACGGCCUGGUGGACGGGCUGGUCACCUUCUACCUGCCCCUGCUGGUCAUGUGCAUCACCUACUACCGCAUCUUCAAGAUUGCCCGGGAUCAGGCCAAGAGGGUCCAUCAUAUCAACUCCUGGAGGACAGCCACCCUCCGGGAGCACAAAGCCACAGUGACUCUGGCCGCCGUCAUGGGAGCCUUCAUCGUCUGUUGGUUCCCCUACUUCACUGUGUUUGUUUACCGUGGGCUGAGAGGGGAUGAUGCCAUCAACGAGACCUUCGAAGCCAUUGUUCUGUGGCUGGGCUAUGCCAACUCGGCCCUGAACCCCAUCCUGUACGCCACGCUGAGCAGAGACUUCCGCACGGCGUACCAGCGCCUCUUCCGCUGCCGGCCCGCCGGCCACAUCGCCGACAGAACUUCGCUGAGGGACAGCAGCUCUCAGCUGAAGAGGAAUCAAAGCCAAGAACCAGGGUGGCAGGAAGAGAGGCCCCUGAGGCUCCAGGUGUGGAGUGGGACAGAGGUCGCGGCCCCCCAGGGAGCCACAGACAGGAGGCUGGCGCUGUCCUGCACCACGUGCUCAAGCAACCUUCUGAGCUGCUGCAAGAGCCUGUGGGGGAUUAGGUUCCUCCAGAGACAUGUGGGAGGCCCCUCGGAAGAGCAGCUGGGGGAAGCCGCUGUCCAAGGAGCCCCCGAGAACGCUGCCUUCCGAGGCUGUCUAGCCUCGGCCCCAGGACACUGAACUUACUGCUCCUGGUCACCAACAUUUGACUCCUGGAGCCACCAAGGACCCAGCAGCCCCCAAAACCAUGGAGGACACACCCUGGCCUGAGUCCGGGGACUCCCAGAGCACACGACCGGCUACGGGGUCCUCCGGCCCGGGGUGGAGCAGCCGCCUGUUCUGCGCUCAGCCUCCCCUCCCCAGGUCUGCUGAAUCCCGCGGGUUCAGAGCUCACAUUGGUGCUGGCCCUGGGUCAUGAACAGAGACGCGGGGCUUUCGGGGUUGUGCGCACGGGCGUGUGCUCGGACGUGCAUGCGCAGGAGCACACGUGCCCUCUGAGCACAGCCGAGGGUGUUGCCAUAAAGCGUUAGCCUCUCACUCCCUCCCGAGUUCUGUGGGAUGAUGAAGGGGAGGAUGGGAGGGGGAGGCAAAGGAAGGGAAGGGCAUUAGCCUUUAACGAACACCUGCCGUGUGCCAGGUACGCCCUCUGCAUGAGCACACAUAGUCCUUACCAUGUGCGGCAGGGAUCACUUUAUAGGGAAACUGAGGCUCAGAGAAAUACGGGGCCGUCCCUAAGGCCACUCAGCUAGAAGUGUGCCUGGCACGAGGGAGGCACUUGAGAAACUGUUGUUGAAGGAAGGAACGAACGAAGAAAUGGACAAACAGGAUGAUGGGUGGAAAACCAGGCUUCAAGCCCAUGCUCUUGACACGACAUUAAAAUUGCCUCUCAAGAGAGGCCACGAUAUUUCCUUGACUCAGGUGACCCUCUCGCUCUCACCGCCCAGACCCGGAGCCUGGGGCUGGGAGGGUCCCUUCAUGCUGCAGUACAGAUCCUCUCUGGUGCUUUCCAUCCACAAGGAGUGGCGUGGGGCAGGCCUGCUGGGGAAAGUGUGCGGCAGCAGGGAGGGACAGGUGGCAGCGGGAAGGGGGCACGACAGAUGUGGGUGGGGAGGUUGGCCCCCCAGCGCCCUCUGCUGGAUGCGUGACAUUGGGCGCGGCAGGGAGCGCCCCUGAGCAGCUCUUUAUUCCUCUGUGGGAGCGUGUGCGCUCCCUUUUCCUGUCUACAGGGGUGGUGGAGAGACCCAAGGAGGUGGAGGAGAUGACAGCCCCGGAGACAUGAGGGUGUCCAUGGGCUCCCCUUGUCGACCACUGCCCCUCGCUGAGUCCACUCUUCCCUUGGUUCCAAGACCCCCUCGUGGUGGCCCCCUCCCCGCCCACCUGUACCUCUUCAGUGGCUCUUGCCGCCCACCUCCUCUCCCCAGCCAUCGAUGCGGCCGUUCCGAGGCUCGGUCCUGAGCCUCGUCCUCUCACUGCCACUUCUUGCCCUCUGUGGCCUCGUCUACACUCCAGCAUCUGAAGUUACAGGAGACACCUCUCCGGAGGUGACUCAGAUCUGUACCUGGAGCCCAGGCUCCUUUGGGACGCGUUCGACCCACUCUCGACCUCACUGUUAGCAGGUCCACAGCUGCAGCUUGACCAUCUCCCUGCACCUGCUCCUCUCCUGAGGUCCCACUCCUCAGACCGAAGCCCUGCCACUGGGUCAUCGCCUUCUCCUGGCUCCUCAUGAUCCAUCCUCUCGAGUCCAAGCUCUCACGAGUACCCACCGUUUACCUGGUUCUUUCCGGCUGCUCUGUCAUCACUCGGUCCCACUGCCAUCCCCUCGUCAGGACAAUUCAAACAGCUUUGUGACACCUCCCUGUGCUCCUCACUGGCCUCUUUCCCGUCCGGUCUCCACCCAGCAGCCGCAGUGGGCUGUGCGGUGCAAACCCAGGGAGAAACCCAUCUUCCACGUGGCCCACAGGUCCCGCGUGGUCGGCCCGACGUGUCCCUCCAGCCUCCGCCGGCCCCGCACCCCCUCCGUCUCUUCACCCCACCCUGCUGGCCUUCUCCUUUGGUUUGUUUACUUCCCCGCUCCCUCCAGCAGCCAGGCCACACGUAGAGCUCUUUCCAUGCCUUGGAAUGCUCAUCCUGCCCUUUCUGCCAUGGGAUCUCAGCUGAACCAUCACUUCUUGAGGGAGCCGUCCUUGACCCUCCCUGUUGGGUCAGGCCUCCCCACACACAUCCCCAGAGUCGUCUUCAGAGCCAUGGGCAUGGCUGUCAUUUAUAGUCAUCUGUGUGAUUCCUGCCCUGUCUGUCUCCCCAACUCAGGAGGUCGUGAGUCCUGCCUGUAUCUGUUGACCUUUGUCUAGCCCCUGGAAGACUGUUCAGUCUACAGAGUAGGAGCUUUAAGCAGCUUAUCUGCCAGCAUACACCUGAAGGCACGAUUUGCCCCCAUGACCUCCCCAGAGAUGCUCAGUCUCUUGGCUUAAUUCCUUCCCGAAACUCCAGAAUCCCCUCCUUGGAAGUUUUCCUAAGAGUCUGAGACAGGUAGCUCUCCAAGUCAUGGCCAAGUAGUUAGAGCACAAGACUGGUCUGGCUGAUCACGCUCAGCAGGUCAGGGCAGAGGUCAGGAUUUCUGCGUGCCACCUGCCACGGCAGGGACCUCCUUCAGGUCUGUCUCUGAGCCCUGCCCCGCCUUCCUGGAGGCCUCCUGAAGCCCCGACUGGCUGCAGAAGUGGGGCGCAUGCUGCUAGAAGAGGAGCGUCUGCGGUGGGCCCCCAAAUCCGUGUUGCGUGUCACCGGCGUGUUCCAAUAAAGCUAUCAAAA